AUGAGGAACUGCGAUGGACCACACACAGGUGUCCCCCAGGGCAAGUUUGGCGCCCUGACCGCUGGGGUACCCGGCCGGUCUCCUCGCGACGUCAUUGUUGCUGCAGAAGAUGAGCGAGAGCUGCAUUUCAUCCCUGGAGCUGACAGGCAUGCUGGAUCUGGGCGCACCACUGUGCACCUUGAGGCGGAAGCCGCGGAGGGGGAGCGCCCGCAGUCCCCGGGGCCCAAGGUCCCCUCCUCGGGCUCCGUACCCUCCCCGCCAAAGCGCGAGAGCCAGCAUGACUCAGCACAGAAGACUUCGAGCGGCAGUGGGGACAACUCCACUAAGGGGGAAAGUGCCCGGAAGAAGCUGAGCCACCGCCAGGUGGAGGUCCUGGAAGAGGUUUUUCAAAUGGACCCGGCAGGCGUGCCAGAACACCGAGCCGCACUCGCGCGAGAGUUUGGCGUGGCUCAGCAGCAGAUCGCUACGUGGUUCCAGAACAGGCGGGCACGGGAGCGCAACCGUCAGCUGCAUCGGGACUUUGAGGCGCUCCGGGAGUGCCUCAUGGAGACAUCCAAUGACAACCUGCGCCUGCGUAUGGAGGUGGAAGAACUCAGGGCGACGCAUGCGCAAUGCAAGUCGGGGGCUGGGCUCGCAGCGAAACACGAGCCUGCCACGUUCCCUGCUCCUGCGCGCCACAGCCAGCCAGGGCGGACCCCUGGGCGCGACGCCAACGAGUGGACGGGGCGAGUCUACUGCCCCCCGGAUGUGAAGCACAAGUCCAUGCGGGCGGUGUCGCUGCUGGACCCCAGCGGCAGCUACGGCUCAGCGCCGCCCUCGUUCCGCUCGCCCUUGCCCGUGCCUUCUGCGAGCACCGACUCUCACGUCGCAGCUCACUUUCACCCUGGCUCCUUACCCCUCACGUUCGGCCUUCCCCCGCGCAACGACCCCUCCCCUUCUCCCGCCUCCCCUCCCGCCCUAUUUCCAUCUCUUCUGGAGCCAAAGGGCGACGUCACGCUGGACGAGGCCCUCUCCGGGGUGCUGCGGCACGGGCCGGGCCUGGGGUCGGCGGGAGGCCUUGUUCCAAGCCGGGGUGUCGGGGUCAGAGCUCUGCCGGCCCCGGGAAUCGCCGUUCCAGCUACCUCAGCGGGGGUGCCUGGGCAGCCCCUCGGGGGGGGGCUUGCAAGGUGGGCGGGGCAAGCGCAGGAGGCGUCGCCCCCGUGGGACGGUACGGAGGACCUCUGGCAGGGGAUGGAGCGGGUGCUGCCGGCGUGGUACUUCCGGAACCAAAGGGGAUAG
Messenger RNA from Klebsormidium nitens, 1278 nucleotides. The record is from the annotation of a GenBank genome assembly. NCBI's taxonomy places the organism in Eukaryota, Viridiplantae, Streptophyta, Klebsormidiophyceae, Klebsormidiales, Klebsormidiaceae.